AUGAGACGCCUUACUGAUGUGGUGCUCUUUAUACACUCGUCAACGGACGUAUGCGGCUGCGGAGCUAGCGACGGACAUCGACAUCGUGACUGCCAGACGCCCAUUAAGGUCGCCAGGCGCACCUACGGCACAAACCGUUUCUUCGCCUCAGCCAAAUUUCUUACGGCCGAGAGCAGCGCCGCCUUUGUCCGCUUCUUCAAGUUCCAGCACACCACCAAUGGAGAGACUUCGUCGGCACCGAAGACCGGCAUUCUCGUGCCUGGGAGAUCUGUGCUCACAUGGCGUCUCCGUCGCGGUUCAGUGUGUGCACAAGGUCUUUCGAGAUGCGCCCGUGACCUCCCCCGUCCAAAGCAGUACGCAUAG
Molecule: messenger RNA, 363 nt
Organism: Penicillium crustosum
Lineage: Eukaryota; Fungi; Ascomycota; Eurotiomycetes; Eurotiales; Aspergillaceae
Exons: 2
Coding region: 1-363 (120 amino acids)
Source: RefSeq, a predicted model, not a curated record